Molecule: messenger RNA, 10538 nt
Organism: Dromiciops gliroides (monito del monte)
Lineage: Eukaryota; Metazoa; Chordata; Mammalia; Microbiotheria; Microbiotheriidae
Gene: ARHGAP31
Product: Rho GTPase activating protein 31
Exons: 12
Coding region: 655-5073 (1472 amino acids)
Biological process (GO): small GTPase-mediated signal transduction
Molecular function (GO): GTPase activator activity
Source: RefSeq, a predicted model, not a curated record
GAGACAGGAUGCUUGUUUUUCAUUUGAACAAAGCGGUCUGAAGGCAGACACCGGGGCCUAAGAAAGCAAGCUCUCUGUGGACUCUGCUCAAGCUCCCUCUUCACUCGCUUGCUACUUUGCUAGCCCUUUAUCAUUCUCCGUUAUAUUCUCCCUUCUCUUGAACAUAUUUAGUCGGGAAGGGAGUGAGGGAGGGGGUGGGAAGGAGACACGCUCCCCUUCCCUCUAAAGCAGAGGAAAAACACCAGAAGACCAGCAGGAGGCUGUGAAAGUCCAUGGGACUCCAGCAAGGAAGUGACACUCCCCAACAUAACAUCUACUUCAGCUGCCAAGUCCGAAGCGGGGCCCUCUCACCCACGGCUUCCCCUUUGAUGAGAAAUCUUUGGAUUUCGGGCUAUGUUCUCUCCACUGCCUCCUUCGGAGCCCGGCUGCGUCUUUCCCCUCCCCCACCCUUAGAGGGGCUGAGUUGAGCCGCCGCGGGUCCGCUUUCAUGUGGAUGUCUCUGAUCCCGAGCCCUACUCUCCUCCACACCCGAUGUGACCCUCCCGAGCCGUGCUCCAGGCGCUGAUCCGAGGAGGAGAAUCCAUCUUCAGCCCGGUGCCAAGCGGAGGGGGAGGGAGGGACCAAGAGGGGGGUGAGCCUCUUUGGGACUAACUCAUGAAGAACAAGGGUGCAAAACAGAAGUUGAAACGAAAGGGUGCUACCGGUGCAUUUGGCUGUGACCUGACUGAAUAUCUGGAGACCUCGGGCCAGGAUGUUCCCUAUGUACUGAGGAGCUGUGCAGAAUUUAUUGAGACUCAUGGCAUCGUGGAUGGAAUCUAUCGACUUUCAGGAGUAACAUCCAACAUCCAAAAACUGAGGCAGGAGUUUGGCUCAGAUCAAUGUCCAGAUCUGACAAGGGAAGUUUACCUUCAGGACAUUCACUGUGUGGGUUCUCUUUGUAAGCUGUACUUUAGGGAGCUGCCCAACCCUCUCCUCACUUAUGAGCUCUAUGAGAAAUUCACGCAUGCAGUAUCCCACUGCCCAGAAGAAGACCAAUUGGUUAGAAUCCAAAAUGUCAUCCAGGAGCUUCCCCCACCACACUAUAGGACCUUGGAAUACCUGAUCAGGCACCUGACCCACAUCGCCUCCUUCAGCAGCAAGACCAACAUGCACACCAGGAACCUCGCACUGGUGUGGGCACCAAAUCUUCUCAGGUCUAAGGAAAUUGAAGCUAUUGGCUGUAAUGGAGAUGCAGCCUUCCUUGCCGUCCGAGUCCAACAGGUGGUGAUUGAGUUUAUCUUGAAUCAUGUGGAUCAAAUUUUUAGCAACUCCUCCUGCUCCAUGGAGAAUGAUGAAAACAGGCCAAUUAUGAAAAGUCUGACCUUGCCUGCCCUCUCCCUCCCAAUGAAGUUGGUGAGCCUCGAAGAAGCUCAGGCUCGGAGUCUGGCUACCAACCACCCUGCACGGAAGGAGAGGAGAGAGAAUAGCCUGCCUGAGAUUGUCCCUUCCACAGGAGCCCUCUUCCAUACUGUCCUUGAAUUACCAGACAACAAAAGGAAGCUCUCUAGUAAAUCUAAGAAGUGGAAAUCAAUAUUUAACCUGGGACGUUCUGGCUCAGACUCAAAAUCAAAGCUGAACCGGAAUGGAAGUGUAUUUGUGAGAGGACAGAGGCUUUCUGAAAAAGCUACCAUCCGACCUGCGAAAAGCAUGGACUCACUCUGUUCUCUGCCAGUAGAAGGGAAGGAAGCCAAAGGACAUUUCAACCGGACUGUCACCACUGGAGGAUUUUUUAUCCCAGCAAUGAAACUGCAGACGACAAGUUCUGGCAGCUCUUGUGACCUUAGCAAACAAGAGGGUGAAUGGGGCCCGGAUGGCGGUCCAGCAGGAGCUGAGGGUGGCUCACUAGUAGGUGGCAAAGCUCCUCAGGCCCGCCCACCACCGGAGCAACUGAAGGUAUUUCGAGCCGUGGAGGAUCCAGAGAAUGACCAGACUUCCCCGAAAAUGCUUGCCAUGUUCUACACUUCAAGCGAUAGCUCCAGCAAAUCAGUCUUCACCAGCAGCCUCUUCCAGAUGGAAUCCUCACCUCGUCACCAGCGCAAGGCCCUCAACAUCUCAGAGCCUUUUGCGGUCUCAGUACCCCUUCGGGUAUCAGCAGUUAUCAGUACCAACAGCACCCCUUGCAGAACGCCUCCUAAGGAAAUGCAGUCACUCUCUAGUCUAGAAGAAUCUUCUCUCCAGGGGGCUGAGGGUGGGGGUUGGCCCGGGUUUGAGGAGGAGAAGACAUCUGUAUCUGAUACUUCUGCAGCUUCUGCACCUCAGAAAUUAAGAACUAUAAAGUCUGAAUCUCUGGAAGAUUCCAAACCAGUACCUGAAAAGGAAAGGACAGUGGAAUGCAGCUGUAAUCAUUCCCCAGAGCCAAGUACCCACCCUGGAGAGAAAGAAAUCUCAACCAUCUCAGCAAGCUUGCCACUUUCAACCACAGUAGAAAAGAGACAGGAUUCAGAGGGGGCCACAAAGAUUCAUGAAAGCCUCCAGAGUGAACUCAGUGCUCAGCAGGAGAGCCCCAAGGAUAAAAAAGAAGAUGCUAUGUUCCUUUCAGAAUUGGAUGAAGAUGAGUCUGCAGGUGUCCUGAUGUGGCCUGAGAUUCAACAAGAGCUAAAAAUCAUUGAGUCUGAGGAAGAACUCCAGCUCCCACCUUCAACUGCCCCAAAGAUAAGCUCGAGUCAACCAACCCUUAUUUCGAGUCCAAAGACCACUGUUUCUCCUUGGACAAGGGGCUUCUCUGAUGACUCCAGCCCGCCUGCAAGCACAAUAGAAGAGACUACAGACAAAACCAUUCAGAUUUCACCUCCAGCGGGGGCCGUUGUCCCUAUGACUGGAGCCAGAGUAGACCCAGAGCAGAUCAGCAGCCACCAGAGGACUGGACAGUCAACAAAACUGUCGCUUGAGCAGAGUAGGCUGGGUGAUUCUACAAAGGCUCCCGUAUUGGAAAUGGUUCCUCUUGACUCUGCUCUCCAGGACGGUCUAGUCAUGGGGAGCUCAGGGAAUCGACUUUCACCUCCUCCACCUCUAGAGCAAACUCUUCAGAAAGAAGAGUCCGUGACAAAUAGCCCUGAGAGAGAAGAAAUUUCAGAGGCUAUGGGAACACAUCCUCAUUCAGACCAAACUCAGGCUAUAGAUGGUCCUAGUGACCCCAGCAGCUUCUACCAGAGAGAAGAAGUUGUCCCAGCACAGUGUGAAAAGCAAAGUCCAGAGGAGAAGAGAGAGAAAUUGGCCUCAGGGGGAGAAGGCCCACUAAGGGACUUUGGCGCUGUGCCACAUGGAGAGAGGGAAACAGCCAGUCUAAUGCAGGAAACGUUUGACUGUGAUGAAGAAGACACCUCCAUUGACAUUGCACCACAGAGCUUAGAAAUGGUAGAGCCCUGGGAGGACCACCAGUGGGUCACGAGCCCUCUGCAUUCCCCGACGCUGAAAGAUGUUCAGGAAACUCGGACACAAGAUCUCCUCCUCCAAAAUCAAAGAGAGAAGAGGUUCCCUCACAGACCUAGUUUUGUUCAGAGUCAUUCCCUAGACAGUGAAACUACCAUGAAAAACCAGUGGACUCGUCCAUUCCCUUCAUCGAGUAGUUGUGUCAGUCUGGGAUCAAUCAUGGAUUUUGAUCCUUUACAACUGCUGCCACCCAACAGAGAAAAAGGUGAAUGGGAAAAGAAGGCACCAAGACAUUCCAGAGAGCUUUCAGAGCCAGAGGGAAUAGAAGAUGCCCUUGACAUGAAUUCAGGGAGAGACCUACAAUCCAAAACAGUAAGAACUAGUCCUGUCAGCUUUACAGAGGAAGAAACAAAAGUAGAUCAAGAAAACCUUCAGCAAGACCCUUUGCUGCCCAUGAAUCAACGAGGUAGCUGUGGCUUAGGAUCAGAGAAUGUUAGGGAAAAUAGUCCAUCCAGAGUUCAGGACAAGGCUGGACCUGAAAUGCCUCUUGUUACCAAAGGUGACUUGCUUCCUUCCCCCAAGUUACAGCUAAAGAAUAAUGAUUGUGUGCCUCCUAAAGGGAAAAAUAGACCCUCUUCCCUCAACCUGGACUGUGUACCUUUUGUAAAUGACUUCUUUAGGUCUGAGAAUGUGAUUUCACCUGGAAGCCAAGUGUAUGACCAAGGAGAAGCUAAAAGGAAAGAUCCUAACUGCCCAUGGUCCCCCAUGGGUAUGACCUCACCUUACAGUAAAGCAGAUCCCUGGACAGUUCACUGCGGUCCCCAGGACCUAGAUAUAGUCACUCAUGCCUUAACAGGUCGCCGCAACUCUGCCCCUGUGAGUGUGUCAGCAGUGAGAACUUCCUUCAUGGUCAAAAUGUGCCAGGCCAGGGCUGUGCCAGUCAUACCACCUAAGGUUCAGUAUACGCAGAUUCCACAGCCACUCCAGGCUCAGAGCACAGGGAAAGAUGCACCUCUCCCUGUAGAGAAGGCCAAAGCAGAGGCCAGUCCAACUGGUGGGACACCACCUCCAAAGUCAGCUAGGGAUGACUCCCCUCCUUCCCUAAGGAGACCUAGAGAGGAGAACACAAACCAAGAGGGAAAGGGAAAGGAGAAUUCCACCCAGAUGGACUCCACAUCUUUUGUGUCUGAUGACCACACCCUUUCUUCAGACCCAUGUGUCUCUUGCCUCCUCUCCUCCCAGGAUGCUUCAGUACCCUGCAGAAAACGUACAUCAGAAACAGAAUCAGCUGGAGACAAUCCACUUUCUUCAAAAAUUGAGCGGUCAUCUGGGGUUUCCAAACCUUUCCACAGGUCAAGACCGGGAAGACCUCAAAGCCUAAUCUUGUUUAGCCCUCCCUUUCCUAUCAUGGAUCACCCAUCUUCCUCUUCAGACUCCAGGGUCUUACUUUCCCCUAUCAGAAGCCCCACCCAAACAAUCUCUUCUGGUCUCAUUUGUGGUGAGCUGGCUGAGAACACAUGGGUGACCCCAGAAGGAGUCACACUUAGGAACAAAAUGACUAUCCCUAAGAAUGGCCAAAGACUAGAGACCUCAACCAGUUGCUUUUACCAGCCCCAGAGGAGAUCAGUGAUUCUGGAUGGAAGAAGUGGGAGGCAAAUAGAAUGACAUCAGCUUACCCACUACUCCUUCACUUGGAACGUUUUACUCUGUCAUAAAAGACUCUAGGGCUCUGUUGAGAUUUGCCUGGGUAUUAGUUUAUGGCCGACUCUUUUAUUCCAGGGGAAAAUUAGCCAGCUUUGGGAUUUUCCACGCCUUUUGUUUCCCCUUUUUAGCCAUUCUAUUGACAAUCUUAAGGUCAUUCAGGUGCCCGUUAAUACUUAAGCGAUGGAAUUGGGUUGCUCAGUGGAAGGGCAAAGAGAUAAAAUUCAGGUCAGUCCAUUUCCCUGCUUGUUAGUAGCUGAAGGGAAACAUGCUCUGCAAGAGAGAUGACUAAAAUGCAAUUUCAAAAUUAUCUGUGAAUUGCAUUUAUUCAUCUAUGCCAUCUUUUCCUAAAACAAUUAAGAGCUGGCCACAAUCGUACCCUUUGCAACAAAGAAAAAACUUUUUCCUGUAUCAGAAGACAUUGUUUCUGAAGUUUCUGGUUUUCCUUCAUAUUAUUUAAUGCUUUUUAAAGCUUAUGCUUCUUCAGUACCUUUUUCUAAUACGCUUUACAAAAAUCUGCUCUCAGAAAAGAGAGUAGAUUUUUGAAAUAUAAACCUACUGUGCCCUUAGAAAUUCAGGCAGGUGGAUUAACAUAGACUUUUUCCUUGGUGGUCUCACACCUGUGCAUGCCACCAAGCUGGUGCUAAUGGCUAAAAGUAUAGCACAUAAAAUAAAAACAAUAACAAAUGCUGUGAUUGACACCAAUUAAAAAGAGACUUUUUCCUCAUUUGUAUUUAGCAAUAUGUAGGAAUUACCUGCCUUUCUCAGUUACAUACCCAAAAAUUCAGAGAAAGACAUUGAGGGCUAUGAUAAUGAUGGAUGCUCUUUUUAUUUGGGGGCACUACAGUGUUAAAUUUAUCUUGCUUCCCUCCAAAUCUUCUUUCAAAUGUCAGAGUAAAAGAGUAUGGUAUAAUAUUUAAACUCCCUGCAUAGAAAAUCUGGGAUAGUGCCAGUACUUUCUAGCUAGUGGGGAUAGAUUCCUCCCUUAUCCCCUCCUCCCUGAACGGGUUGAUUCUUGGGGCGGUGGGGAAGAAGAAGGGAGACAGUGGCUACUGAAGAGUUCCCCCUCCCCCAUCUAUCUCAAGGUAAAAGCCACCCCUGUGGAAGAUACAUUUUAAUUUUAGCCAACAAAUCACCUCCUUUCUCCUUGCCUUCUGAGUUCUCAUGGAUAGAUUUGAGAGAGCCCUUCUUUCUCCAUUCAUAUUCAUGCUCAUACAUGCUCCUUAGUCCACUUUACCCAAAUGUUUAAGGAAGAAUCUAACCUGACAUUUCUCUAGACCCAACAGUUCCUCCUUUCUUAUUGGAUGGAAGAAAACAAUGCAAGCAUGAUUUGGAGCCAGCUUUUUGGGGAAAAAAAAAACACUUCAGUUUCAAUCCCACAUAAGAUGAAAUAAACCUAUAUGCCAGCUCAUUUGCUUUGCUGCCCCAAUAAAGGAAAAUUUCCUGUUUUGAAGGUCAAAUGGAGAUGUGGCUAUGUUGGUGCCUUUCCUAGUACCCCCUGUCAUUUCUCUGCUCUCCCCAUCCUCUUUUCAGGUCAAGUCUUAGCUGAACCUAAUAAACUCAAAAAUGUUAGCACUUGAAAAGACAUCAGAAGUCACCUAGUCCAAAGCCUCUCUUUUAAUGGAUAAGAAACAUAAGGCCCAGAGAAAGAAGGUGAUUUGCCAAAGGUCAUAUAGCUAGCAAGUGAGAGAACCCAAGACUAGAGCUUUCACUUUCUCCCCAAUAAACCAGAAAAGUAAACGUUUUGGGGGUGGGGGGAGGGGACACAAGUGUGUUGAUCAGAGGUAUGGGACAGGUCACUCUGUAGGAAGUAUUAGGUCAGUUGAUUUGAGGGGAGAGUCCUACAUACCAGGGGAUUGAGACAGGUAAACAGUGAAGUUCAAGAUCUUUGACUGGUUUUGAUACAUUCCAAGCAGAGGCAAUAAAAAUGGUGGAUGAGGGGGCAGCUAGGUGACCCAGUGGAUAAAGCACCGGCCCUGGAUUCAGGAGGACCUGAGUUCAAAUCUGGCCAGUUAAUAGCUGUGUGACUCUGGGCGAGUCACUUAACCCUCAUUGCUCUGGCGCCCCCUCCCCCCCAAUGGUGGAUGAGCACAGAAGAGGAGGCAGAUAUUUAGGCAGUAAAGCAAGAGGAUCUCCUUAAAAAUUGACCUGUAGGAAUGAAUUUGACAGGAAUAUAAUGUUGUUCUGGAUUCACAUUAAGUAAAAAUAAUUGUGGUGAGAUUAUGAAUUUGAUGUCCAAGAAUUUCAAGCAUUCCUGUGUCAAAGGUACGUUUCCACCCUUAAAAACAAAUUAGUUUAUGAGACAUAAUUCAAUUCCUAGGCUGUUGUCAACUGCUCUUUGGUAUGGGCCAUUCUGCCACUAGCCCUUCCAUAUGAAUUGCCUGUUAGAACACAGAACAUAAAUGAUGAAAGCAUAAGCAUUUUGCUUCAUAGUCAGGAAACCUCUGGGCUCAGUAAAGAGAUGUUUAAAAUAUAUUAUGCAUAUUUUAAGUUUUUGAUUGUAACACACUAGAAUAUAUUUUUGUUAUUUUGCUAUUAGACUGAAAAGUCGUUGGUUUGCCUAUUAAUAAGUGACUAAAUCUUCAGUGCUGUGUUUGAUUUCAUAUAUGUAUACAUAUAUGACACACAGAUGUGUACACACAUGUCUUCAUUUUGACACUGUAUAUUUAAAGAAGCAUUUUCAAGAGCCUAGGUGGAAGUUCUCAAAAUAUACAUUGGAAUUUGUCUAGGGACAAAUAGGGAUUCUCUUCACUGUCCUUCCCAAGCCAGUCAAAUUCCACAGGCUUUUCAUGCUGACUUUUCCUCAGAAUGCCUCUGCUAGAAUUUGAGAAACUUAUUCUAUCAGUAGUUUUCUAUGAAUUGCCAAAAAGAGCAAUACCUUCAUUAGUCUUCUGUUUGAUUCCUGGAGAAAUAGAUCCUAAGAAUUCAUGAAGAUUUUCUCCGGUACUGCUGCAUAUGCAGGUCUGGUACUAAGGAAAUUUCAAUAUUUUCAAUACUUGAAAAUGGCAAAGCAAAUCUUUUUUCUUCCCUUCUCUCCCUCCCCACCUCCUCCAAGGCUUACUGUAACACAUGGAAACCACUGAUUUAAAAGUGACCCAUCUGAUGUCAUUGUCUGGUGAGGAAAAAUACCUUGGGUUUUCCCAUUCAUUGAUUCAGUUCAUGCACUGAAAUUUAGAUCCUUUGAGAGUAAAAGAGAAUAAGAAGUCAGGGCUGGCCCUCUGUGACUGGGGAAGUUAUGAUGCUGGGCCAUUUCACAGUGUGACUUUCAGGAAGACUGCUGCAUUACAGACCUAGUCCUAUGCUAGAGAGAAAAUGGUAACACCAACUCUUCGGGGAACUCCCCAAAUCAUCUGAAAUCAACCUGUACACAUUUCUCCCAUUUGAACUUUGCCAUAAGUAGAGAAGCAGUUUAAUUUAGCCACAGUAGGCCAAGACUUGAUGAUCCUACUGUCAAAAUGAACUAGAUAUCCGGAGAAUUCAGACGCAAAAAGAUGUUUUGACUUAGUUUGAUUCAUUUGAAAAGGGAAGAAGGGAUGGUAUAAACUGUAGUGAAGAGUCUGAGUCAAAAUAUUACUAAGGACAUUAAAAAUCCAAGCAUCAACCACCAGUAGCAACAGUAAAUAUUGAGUACCUAAGAUAUUCAUAUUUUCAUCAGUAUUGUAACUCCAAAUUAUGAACAAAAAUGAUCGACAGUUAAGGCAGAACUUGGAUAAACUAGAAACACUGAAUAAAGAAACUUGUAUUGAGAGAGGGCAAAGUUGCUUAUGUAAUGUUACCCAUUUCCAGAUAGGUAUUUUCCAAAGGCUGUGGUGGUUCCUACUGAAGUUAGAGUACAAUUUUGAGAACAUUCAAUACUAAAUGAAGUAUCAACAGAUCAGAUAACUAUCUCUGCCUUCUCAUUCUGCAUGCUUUUUUUCCAUUUUUUUUUUCUUUUUUAAUGAGGCAAUUGGCGUUAAGUGACUUGCCCAGGGUCACACAGCUAGUAAGUGUUAAGUGUUUGAGGCCGGAUUUGAACUCAGGUACUCCUGACUCCAGGGCUGGUGCUCUAUCCACUGCGCCACCUAGCUGCCCCCUCCAUUUUCUUGAGAUAUGGAGAAAAUACUCCAUAAAAGGGUCUAUCCAAUGUGCUGGGAAUCUUUUAACACUCUGUUGGUACCAGUGACAAGACUGGGACUGUCUUUUUAUCUCACACUUGAUCCAUAACCACUUCACCUCCUUUUCUAAUCAUACAUGUCCUCGAUGAAUAAAACCAGGAAUACUUUAGGAGGCUUUUGGACAAUAGUCUUCUUUCAGUGUUUCUGCUUUGAUGACUUUGAAAAAUUAGUCCCUAAUUAGCCAGAUGUUUGUUUUGUAUAUUUCAAGACAGAACUAAGGUUUAAAUGGUUUUGAAUAACUCUAAUUGGUUCUGUCUCUGAAUCUUACUUUCUCAUCUGAAAAUGGGCAGUUCCACAUGUGAUUCUUCAGUGGUGGAUUGUAGAAGCUUCAUUUAGGUUCUAACAAGUUAGAUAAUUGUAUCUAUUUCUAUUGUUUUUUAUAUAGCAGAAAGAGGAUCUAGCCCAGAUUGGGUAGAGGGGGAGGGAUGGUGAGGAUGAGGGAGUGUAUACAUGUGUCUUGGAGUUUCCUACAUGAAGGGACACUACUGAACACCAGAUUUACAUGUCUGGAAUUGGGGUGGAAGAUGUAUGACUCUUCUAGCUAGAUGAGAGUCAUGUAUUGUAUUAUGGCCUAGUCUCUCAGAUACCUUGAAGCUUAGGGUGAUGUGUUCCCAGAUGGGUAAUUCCAGAUACUUCAAGGGCAAGGGGAGAAGCAGGGCUGAGAAAGAAUAAUAAAGUAUCCCUUUACCCAACUCAAUACAACCCAAUUUUAGCAGAGAACAGAGAAGGAAGUGAGCAACUGUCUAAACAUGCAAGUGACAGUCUAGGGAUGAGGAGUGAUCAGCUGGAAGCUCUACCUUUUCAGAAAGCACAUAAUUGGGCAUUAUCCCAGUUUGUCAAUCAUACAACAUUAUUUCUUGAUAGUAAGGAGGGAAAUGUGAGUGAGGGUUACUUUUCUAACCAAGUGAGGGAAGGUAUGGGAAUUCCAUGAAGAACUACCAUAUUAUUAGAAUGUGUUAUUAUUGGAUGAGUCAUAAGGCUUUGCAAUAAUUUAGCACCAUAGUACUUCUUGAUUUAUGAUUUUGCAAAGUGAAGCACUUUUCCAAAGGUUUCUAUUUGAAAUCCACAGGAUUUCAGUUGUGUGCUGAAAUCCAUGAACCUGUUUUCCAAGGUAUAAUCGAAAAUGUUUUUUUCUGAUUUAAAGUAAAAUGUAUGAAUAAAUAUUACAUUAAACCUAUACAGAGAAACAUAUAUGUAAUUAAAGAUAAUUGUUAUGCUUCCAAAAUUUAUACUAAUAAAUAUUUUAAAAUACAGUGUUUGUGCUGGGAAAAUGAA